This is a messenger RNA of Marmota flaviventris (yellow-bellied marmot), 5562 nucleotides long. Lineage: Eukaryota; Metazoa; Chordata; Mammalia; Rodentia; Sciuridae. The record is from RefSeq and is a predicted model, not a curated record.
CGCCCUGGCCUUGAGCAGGGAACGAGCCUCUCACCAUGCCGGCCUGCUGCAGCUGGAGUGAGGUUUUCCAGUAUGAGACAAACAAAGUCACCCGGAUCCAGAGCGUGAAUUAUGGCACUAUUAAGUGGAUCUUGCAUGUGAUCAUCUUUUCCUAUGUGUGUUUCGCUUUGGUGAGUGACAAGCUGUACCAGCGGAAAGAGCCUGUCAUCAGCUCUGUGCACACCAAGGUGAAAGGGAUAGCAGAGGUGACGGCAGAAGUCGUGGAGAACGGGGUGAAGCGCUCAGUGCAGAGCGUCUUCGACACUGCGGAUUACACCUUCCCUUUGCAGGGGAACUCCUUCUUUGUGAUGACAAACUUUCUUAAGACAGAAGGCCAAGAGCAGCGGCUGUGCCCUGAGAAUCCCACUCGCAGGACACUCUGUUCCUCUGACCGGGGUUGUACAAAGGGCUGGAUGGACCCACAAAGCAAAGGGAUCCAGACUGGCAGGUGUAUAGUGUACAAAGGGAACCAGAAGACCUGUGAAGUUGCUGCCUGGUGUCCCACCGAGGCGGUGGAGGAGAAGCCCCCCCGGCCUGCACUUCUGAGCAGCGCUGAAAACUUCACUGUGCUCAUCAAGAACAAUAUUGACUUCCCUGGCCACAACUAUACCACGAGAAACAUCUUGCCAGGGUUGAACAUCAGUUGUACCUUUCACAAGACUCAAAAUCCACAAUGUCCCAUUUUCCGGCUAGGAGACAUCUUCCAGGAAACAGGAGAUAAUUUUUCGGAGGUGGCAAUCCAGGGAGGGAUCAUGGGCAUUGAGAUCUACUGGGACUGCAACCUGGACAGCUGGUCCCAUCGCUGCCGACCCAAAUACAGUUUCCGUCGCCUUGAUGACAAGACCACCAAUGAGUCCCUGUACCCUGGCUACAACUUCAGAUACGCCAAGUACUAUAAGGAAAACAAUGUUGAGAAACGGACUUUGAUAAAAGUCUUUGGGAUCCGUUUUGACAUCCUGGUUUUUGGCACUGGAGGAAAAUUUGACAUUAUCCAGCUGGUUGUGUACGUCGGAUCCACCCUCUCCUACUUUGGUUUGGUAAGAGAUUCUCUUUCCCACACUUUAAGAAAAUGGUUUGGCCAAAAGAAGUUUCACUACCCUGGUGCUUGUCUGGGUUCCCUCCAGGCCACUGUGUUCAUUGACUUUCUCAUCAACACUUACUCGAGCACCUUCUGCCGCUCCCAUGUGUACCCCUGUUGCAAGUGCUGUGAACCCUGCGCGGUCAACGAGUAUUACUACAGGAAGAAGUGUGAGUCCAUCGUGGAGCCAAAGCCGACAUUAAAGUAUGUGUCCUUUGUGGAUGAACCCCACAUUCGGAUGAUAGAUAAGCAGCUACUUGGGAAAAGUCUACAACAUGUCAAGGGCCAAGAAGUCCCAAGACCCCCGAUGGACUUCACAGACCUGACCAAGCUGCCCCUAUCUCUGCACGACCCACCCCCCAUUCCUGGACAACCAGAGGAGAUGCAGCCACUUCGUGAGGAGGCGACUCCUAAAUCCAGAGACAGGCCGAGCUGGUGCCAGUGCGGAAGCUGCCUCCCGUCCCAGCUCCCCGAGAGUCGCAGGUGCCUAGAGGAGCUGUGCUGCCGCAGGAAGCCGGGGGCCUGCAUCACCACCUCCCAGCUGUUCGGGAAACUGGUGCUGUCCAGACAUGCCCUGCAGCUCCUCCUGCUCUACCAGGAGCCCCUGCUGGCCCUGGAGGCAGAGGGCACCAAUGAUCAAUUGCGGCACUGUGCCUAUAGGUGCUACACCACCUGGCGCUUUGGCUCCCAGGAUGUGGCCGACUUCGCCAUCCUGCCCAGCUGCUGCCGCUGGCGGAUCCGAAAAGAGUUCCCCAAGAGUGAAGGGCCAUACAGUGGUUUCAGGAGUCCUUACUGACGGCACAAGGCUGCAGCAGUCACAUUAACAUCACUGCUGCUAACACCUACAGCGUCACCUGCAAAGAUCUGUGGCCAAAUUUUCAGCCAGAGGGAAAUGUGCCUUCCUCUCCCACUGCUCUGCACUGCUCUACCAACCAACCCACCAACCUCCACCUGGCCCCAAAGACCAGUGAUUCAGAUCUAAGUCUCCAUUCUGUCUCUAGGAAGUUGUGUGACACCAGUAGACCUUUAACAUUUGUAUUUCAGUCGCCUUGUCACACAACCUACUAUCUUAGAGCUACUGUGAGGACAGACUGAGAUGGUGUACGUGGACUGUUGUGAGUGUGUAGAGAGCUUUGCGAACACAGAGCACCUCAUCAUGAGGUUGGAUGGGGAUAAUAUCCAACUAGCAAUAAACCCUUGGGGUCCUAGGUGGAGGACCCAGCCAGGAUUAAAGGUGCCCACAAACUGUUUGACACUUACCCCUCGAGAUCCAAGCUUUCUGUCUCCUUUCCUUGAGUCUAGGAAGCUCUGGGGGCUUUAUCAAAUAGUGGACGUGAUGCUGUGUCAAUUUCAAGAUGUCAGUCUUAAAAGAGUAUGGCAGCUUCCACUUCCUGUCCCUUGGAACUCUUGCUGAGGGGGAAGCCAGCCCCAUAUGGAAUCUGACUGUCCUAAGAACACUCUGCUGGAAGCCCAAGCAGCCGCAUGGGGGAGGAAAGUGUCCCCAGCUCAUGCCACACAAGCCCAGUCGCCAAGCCUGGGUGAGAAGCAGCCUUCAGGUGAUUCCAGACCCUACAGACCUGUGCCUGAAACUGCAUGAAACCCCCACGUGAGAAGUGCCCAGUCAACCCAGAGAACCAAGCUGCUGUGUUAAGUCACUAAAUUUUUUUUUUAAUAUUUAUUUUUUAGUAUUUUUAUUUUUUAGUUUUCGGCAGACACAACAUCUUUGUUUGUAUGUGGUGCUGACAGGCAAGCGCGCUACUGCUUGAGCCACAUCCCCAGCCCAAGUCACUAAAUUUUUAGGUUGUUUGUUACACAGCCACAGAUGCCUGGGAACACAGCCAUAGUCCACACCUUCCCUGGUUCUGAGGUUCAUAGGGAGCCCCUUGGGAGUAUAGGUCUCUGUUGGACAGUUCUAAGAAGGCUGCAGACCAAAUCAGGCAACACACCAGCCCAGCCCGGGAAGCCAUCAAAUCCAGCUGUGUGCUACCCAACACAAUGGUCCUAUCACUGGAAAAAGCUGCCUUUGUGCCUUAACAUCCUAGACUCUGCAAUCAGUCAGAAUGAGUGCAGCCGGGAUGCUGCUUUCAAAGCAACCCACGCCCUAAACGUCACCAUUUCUAUACAUCAACCACCAAGGAUAUGAAGACAAAUAGUCAGGUUUGGGGCCUGUCUCAGGAUUUCCUUUCCACGGUUUUGUCAUGACCAUAGGCUAUUUAUUUCUAAACAACUAUUUCAAAGAAUUGUUUAGAAACCACUAUGAAUAGCAUUGAAAUACUAUGACUGGUGAUCUGUGAGUGCUUUUAUACUCCAAGACUUUACAUUUUGAUAUUUUUUGAAAAACCAGCAGCUUUCUACUGUAUUCAUGCAAAAUAGCAUAAAUAAAAACUUUUUUUGAACCAGGGCUUUAUCUGGCUUUAAACUCAGGAAUCAAAUUAAUUGUGCCAGAUUGAAUUUUCCUUUUUGCUACCUUUUCAGGGAUAUUUUUGUAAAGUUAAUUAUAUAUAACUUCAUACUUUUUUUUUUUUUAAUGAUGGGGAUUUGCACAUACUAGGCAAACACUCUGUCACUGAGCUAAACCCCAGCCCAAGAACUGAAAUGUUUUACUCCAAGAAUUCUAUGUAAGAAUUCUAUGUAACAACUGCAGGUUUCCAUUCUGAUGGCCUUUGACUCUUUCUACCUUAUUUUUGGUGCCUUCUUCGCGGUGUGUUUCUAUCACUCUGCUGAGGCCCCAGAUGGAGCCAUAAUUUGGAAUAGCAAAUAAUCACUGGAUCCUUCUGUUUUCCUUCAUCUUCCCCACGGAUGCUCUGGGUGCAACAUGAUGUGCUACUGGACUGUGAAAUGUCUGAACUUCCUACAGUACCUGGGAUCAUAUUAGUAUUUUUAUUUUUAGUCUAUUACAUACAAUAUUGUUGCCAAAGGCAACCGAGCGCAUAUUAGGUAGGCAUUAAUUUGCCUUAAGUGGGGGGCAUUCUUCUAUUAUGGUACACGCACAGCCUUCACCACUUCCCACUUCAUCCUGUGUCAGAGGGAGGAGGUCUGCUUUCCUGCUGUGGACAUGCUGACUUUAUAUAGAACUGAUAAUGGCUGGGCUUUACUCUCUUAAGGGACUUAAACCCUUCCAAAUUCUAGAUUGGUAAUGCAGAUAUUCUUGAUCGUUUUGAUAAUUCAAAAAAAAAAAAGAUGGAUAACUUAUUUAUUUAAACCUUCUUUUUCUGUUUUUUUUUUUCCUUCAGAAUAUCCCCAAAUCAGAGUUAACACAUUCAUUUUCACAUUCACUUAAUAAAAUAUUCAUAAAAAUGUCACUGGAGACCAAUGACAGAUAAGACUGCUGCUCUUAUGGGGAUAUAAAAAGAUGGACAUGAAUAAAAUGAUUCAAGCAAAUGCACAUUUGCAAUUUGUGAUGAGUUAUGAUGAAGAAGGCAAAUGAUCAUUUCAGAGUCUGUAAGAAAAGACUCUAAUGUAUUUGGGGAGAUCAUAAAAAUCCUUCUUGAGGAAAGAACAAAGUUUAGCUAAAAGCUGACAAAAGUACUAUUAACUAGGUGAAUGGGAGGGAGCAUUUUAGGUAGAAAGACUGGCAUGUGCAAAGGUCCCAGGGCAGAAAAGCCAUAGCAGGUUUGCUGCAUUUGAAGAAGACCUAUAUGACUGUACCCUAAAUAGCAUGGGGAGUACAGCAUGAAACAAGGACUUGCAGGCUACGGUAGAGUUGACUGUAUCCAAGGGACAGCCAUGAAGGGUUUUAAGCAGGAGCCUGAUAAAAUCAUAUUUAAUUUUUAAAAGAACUCAGAUUGCUAUGUGAGAAAGAAAUAGGAGUGGUGAUAGAUCUGGUUUAAACAUUCAUUUCAGCCUUUCCCACUUCAUGAAACGUUUGCCCCAAUACGCAGCCAAAUGGACUGAUUGUCUUUUUUCUCUUCCUCUUGGCAAGUCACGAAAAGAUCAGCAGUGAGAGAAAAAGGAGGAAAAGCUUUGGGGAACCUUAAUUUUUAGAAUAUUCCUGUCCCAGCUGGUGGGGAUGAGGUCACUUGCUGAGCUUUAGGCCAGAAGCAGGAGUGGACCAAAUGGAGAGUCCAAGGUCAGUCAGCAGAACCAAUGAGGUGUUCCACCUUGUGGCAGAAGACCUAAAAUCAAGGUCUCAUGUUACACAGUGCCUCAGCACCCAGGAGAACCAGGAGGCCCUAACAAGCCUUCACACAACUCCUCUCCCCAGUCCUCCCUUGGAAAAGGUCACCUUCUCAGCAGCCUGCCUCAUCAAACGGACCAGAUGCAGCUCCUGCUUCUCCCAUGGAACUGUCCCAGCGAACCAAUCACAUCCUCCUGUGGUGAUACCCUGGUGACACAAAGCCUGCUUCCCACUGGCUCUGCUCACUCACUGUGUUCCCAAGUACUCCUACAGGCACGUGUGUCCUCUGAGCUGUGAGUGUGCAUGACUAAUAAAUGGCUGCCAUCUA